GCAUUUAUUACUAGUGACCAGUGAAGUGAGUACUAACCUCACAAAACACAUUGAAAUUAGUAUCAUCCCCACACUACCACCCACCACCUUUUGGCCUUUCUUCCCUCAAAUCACCACCACACUCUACCUCACAUUUCCAAUGGCUGCAGCCUUAGAGUGUUGGCCAACUCGCACCACAACCACCAUGACUGAUGAAGACACGGUUGAACAACAACAAGUCCUCAUGAAAACUCACCACAGAUCAGAAGCUACUUCUUCUUCUUCUUCUCUUUCUCUUGCUUCCAAAGACUCUUCCAUUCUCAUACACAAGAACAAGUUUCACAAACUUGGUCGUAAUCUUUCUGAUGCAAUCACAUCUUUCAAAAACACACUCAACCUUAAUAAUACUAACAAUCCUGAGUCUCCUCCUUCUUCUAAGAAACUUGCUUGGGCUUCUGUUCUUCGUAAUCUUACUCAACUCUACCCUGGAACUCAGCUUCCUGAUAAUCUUAUCUCCACCAUUCGUAAUCAUUACAAUUCUCUUCCUCUCAGUUAUGCACAGGCUGAAUUUGAUAUGAAGGAUGUGUUUCUUCACAUCAAGUUGAUGGAACAGGCAUUGGAAAGUGAUCAGCCUGCGAUUUUGAUUCAACAAGAGUGUGGUGGUCGUGAUGGUGAGGUUCAGGCUCAGGGGUCUGUUUUGAAGCUCAAUUUUGCUUGCAACGCGCUCAUUUCAUGGCCUGCAAUGUCGGUUGCGUUGGAUAGUUUCUCCAUUUGUAGCAAGAGGGCACAGAUCUUUGAGAAGAAAGGUUUCACCUUAGGGGUUGUUCUUCUUGUUGUUAGGACCGGGCAUGAAAAAUUGGUCAAGACCCGAGUUGAGAAUGCUUUGAAGUUUGCGAUAAAGAAGCCCAAAACGGGUUCUGUGAAUGUGAAGCUUUCAUUUGGACUUUGUGGGUGUCAGGAAGAGAGUUUCAAGGGGAGAGAAUUAGGGGAGAUUGGAGAAGAUAGUGGUAGUGGAAAGGAGUUUGAGAAUUCUAGCCAAAAGAUUCAGCUUCAGAUGCCUUUGCCUACCUCAUCUUUCACUGUAUCGGUCGAUGAAUGGCAGACGAUAAAGUCGGGUGGUGAUGAGAUUGAGAAAUGGUUGUUGAAUGCUGAUUAUGUUGAGUUUACAGAACAGAUUGGACCUACUUCUUAUAAAGGGAUCUACAUGGGGAAAAGGGUUGGAAUCGAGAAGCUGAAAGGGUGUGAAAAAGGAAAUGCUUACGAGUUCGAGCUCCACAAAGAUCUUCUGGAACUAAUGACAUGUGGCCAUAGAAACAUUCUGCAGUUCUGUGGCAUAUGUGUGGAUGAUAACCAUGGAUUAUGCGUGGUGACUAAGUUCAUGGUAGGUAAGUCUGUGCAUGACUUAAUGUUAAAGAACAAGAAGCUUCAGAGUAAGGAUAUUGUUAGAAUCGCGGUUGAUGUAGCCGAGGGGAUCAAGUUUAUGAAUGAUCAUGGUGUUGCAUACAGAGAUCUUAAUACGCAGAGGAUUCUGUUAGAUAGGCAUGGGAAUGCUUGUUUGGGAAAUAUGGGUGUAGUCACUGCCUGCAAGAGUGUCGGAGAAGCAAUGGAGUAUGAAACUGAUGGUUAUAGAUGGCUAGCUCCUGAGAUAAUUGCAGGAGACCCUGAAAGCGUGACAGAGACAUCGAUGAGCAACGUUUAUAGUUAUGGCAUGGUAAUUUGGGAGAUGGUUAGUGGUGAGGCAGCAUAUUCUGCACUUUCUCCUGUGCAGGCAGCAGUUGGCAUUGCAGCCUGUGGCCUUAGACCUGAAGUUCCCAAGGACUGCCAACCAAAUCUAAAAUACAUUAUGACAAAAUGCUGGAACAAUACCCCUUCCAAACGUCCUCAAUUCUCCGAUAUUUUAGCCAUAUUGCUGCAACCAUACAACAAAAGUAGGUAACUUUAUAUGUAUACAGCCUUUGAUGAACCUAAAAUAUUGAAAGAAAAUUGUAAAGGUAACAUAUAGAAAUGAGUUUGUCGUGUUUAUAUAGCAGUUAUGAAGAUAUAUAAUUUUUCAACUUUUAGCUUAGGGAGUUGUCAUUAGUUGAGGUUAAGGAUCAGAGAGUAACCAUCACUUUUUCCAAUGGGUGGGGGUUAGAUUCCUAUUGAGGCCACUAAAAUUCCUUUUGUUGUUUAUGACUCGUAUUUACUGAUAAAUGAACGGUCACUCGAGUAUAGGAGUACACAUGUAAA
Messenger RNA from Medicago truncatula (barrel medic), 2208 nucleotides. RefSeq names its product serine/threonine-protein kinase STY46. Lineage: Eukaryota; Viridiplantae; Streptophyta; Magnoliopsida; Fabales; Fabaceae. The transcript is spliced from 3 exons. Gene Ontology annotation, molecular function: protein serine/threonine kinase activity; ATP binding. The record is from RefSeq and is a predicted model, not a curated record. Gene Ontology annotation, biological process: protein phosphorylation. Bases 140 to 1915 code for a protein of 591 amino acids.